Molecule: messenger RNA, 984 nt
Organism: Fomitopsis serialis
Lineage: Eukaryota; Fungi; Basidiomycota; Agaricomycetes; Polyporales; Fomitopsidaceae
Exons: 2
Coding region: 84-785 (233 amino acids)
Molecular function (GO): FMN binding
Source: RefSeq, a predicted model, not a curated record
CGUAGGUUCGUAGUUCGUUCGAUCAUCGUCGACACUACUUUGAACUUAUCUUCAUCCCCCACCCGCCUACAAGACGCACCCCGAUGGCUACAACUCCUCGCUGGAAGGCAGCUCUCACGAAGGCACUCAGCCUCCCAGAGAAUAAACAACAGAACGUUUAUCAGCUCGCAACUGUUGAUGCGAACCAAGAUCCUCGCUCGCGGACGGUCGUACAUCGCGACAUCCUGCAUCCGGAAGGAUGCCCUCAUCUCCCAGUUCUCUUGACCACUACGGACGUGCGGACGCCAAAAGUAUCGCAACUUCGCGGCCACCCACGCGUCGAGAUUACGUGGUGGAUGGGAGGUUCUCAGGACCAAUUCCGCAUCUAUGGUCCCGUCCGCGUCGUGCCAUCUCCAGAUGCGAAGCUAGAUUCUGGGAGUGGCUCCCGGGAGCCAUCUCUGGCAUUCGAUCGCAUGGACGAGCAGGACUUCGACUGGGAGAAGAGCCGUCUCGACGUGUUCGACAGCAUGAGCGCGCAUAUGAAGGCCAGCUGGUGCCGUCCACCGCCCGGAAGCACCAUGCAGUCUUACGACGAAGCGAAGAAGUGGCCGCAGACCGUGCCGAAGCUCAGAGAGGCGGAGACAGAGGAAGAUAAGCGCAACCAACAGCAAGCCCUGCGCAACUUCGCUCUUGUUCUCAUUGAGGCGCUCGAGGUCGAUUGGGUGCAGCUGGCUGAGAAGCCGAACCAGAGGACGCGGUUUACGAGGAGUGGAGAGGAGUGGAAGGAAGAAAUCAUAGUGCCGUGAUGGAACCCGACGCCCAGCACCUGCGUCUCGGUUUCAUUACUUGGAAAGUGUAUCUCUAGCCAGGCCCCUUCGGAUAUGGAUGAAUAUGGCGCAUUUGUAUUCUGUACUGUGAAUUAGGGCGGUUGAACUGUAUAGUAACCUACUACCCGUCCGCCCACGUACCAUUUCACAUGAUGCAUGAAGCAUCGGCUUCGUCUCC